AUGGCUCGACCCUUCCAUCCGCGUCCAGCCAUACUUCCAGGUCGAUUGUGCCCGCAUACACCGAGGCAGCUGGUACCUAUAGAUGAUACGGCGGAUUGGGGGGCCUCGCCGGCUCUCCCGUCUCGACCGCGAACAUUCUCUGAUGCGUCCUGGGUACUCUCAACGCACAUUGUCCCUGCUGCGCUGCCACGGACUACACCAGACAUACCGCCAGUCAUAUUGCCUGCAUGGACUGCAGACAAGGGGAAGUGGAAAGAGGCGGUACAGAAGACGGCAGACGAGAUCGUGGGCGUACGGUACAAGCAGUGGAACGGCGAGUUGAAGGAGCCUGGGAGCCGCAAACCGCUCUGGGUGUGUCUUAACCGGUACAGGAGAAGAAAUCUCUCGCAGGAGGAAGAGGCCAAGGGUGUCACACUUCUGUUCACGCAUGCCAACGGGUUCCCCAAGGAGAUCUGGGAGCCUGCCCUCCUUGGUCUACUUGAGCAGCGCAAAGCAUCUCAUUCGAGCUACCAGAUUGCAGAGGUGUGGGCAUGGGAGGCGGUCAACCAUGGUGACUCCUAUCUCGUGAAUGAAAAGAAUUUGGGUGGAAUCUACGAUUGGCAGGACAAUUCCCGAGACGUAUUGCAGUUCCUACUGCGUUACCUACCCUCGCGCGCAUCGUCCUCCGAGCUUCCAACGCACCUUCCUCGAUUGUCUGACAGCAUUGCCCAUGAACGACGCUCGCGUGGGUUCUCCGAGCGGACAAUGGUUGGUGUUGGCCACUCGCUCGGUGGGGGUACUCUCGCCCGCGCCGCCAUCGCAGAACAAGCCCUCUUCACCUCGCUCGUUCUCGUGGACCCUAUCAUCCGUCCCUACCCAAGCAAGGGCCCACUGCUCGGAGCUGCGACCAUGAAACUUACCAUUGGUGCGAUCCAACGCCAGAGUCGCUGGGCGUCCCGUCGGGAAGCGAAGGAAAAGUUCUUGUCGUCACCGUUCUUUGCCGCGUGGCACCCUGAUGUGCUCGACAUCUACGUCGAGUGCGGGCUGACCGAGGAUCCCAACGGCGGCGUGACGCUCAAGAUGCCCGGCAUCCAUGAAGCGCUCACCUUCACGGAGGUGAUGACGACGUACGACACAUGGGACCUCAUCGACACGCUUGACCCGCGCAUCCCACUGCAGUGGGUUCUCCCGGGGAAGGACGUAGAGAAGUCAGCGCAAUUUCUCGCUCCUGUUCCGUAUGUCGGCGCUGACGGCCGCCGCAGCGACGGCGGGGUCCGCGCACAAACCGCGUGGCGGAGGCCAGAGAACGCGAACAACGUGAUCAUACGGGAGGCGGGUCACUUGAUCGCGCAGGAGGCCCCCUUGCAGCUUGGUGAGUAG
Fomitopsis serialis is the source of this 1359-nucleotide messenger RNA. RefSeq names its product Alpha/beta hydrolase family-domain-containing protein. Lineage: Eukaryota; Fungi; Basidiomycota; Agaricomycetes; Polyporales; Fomitopsidaceae. The transcript is spliced from 6 exons. Bases 1 to 1359 code for a protein of 452 amino acids. The record is from RefSeq and is a predicted model, not a curated record.